AUGAAUGAUUCAAAUUCUACGAACGACUAUUCCGACAUCUGGAUUAUUGAUGACAGGACAAAGGAUAUAUUCUUCGUUGUAUUCUGCUGUAUCGUCAGUGCCGCUGUUGCUUUCCUUGGUAUUAUCAUCAAUGUUCUUAAUGUUGCCACGUUUGUAAAGAUGGGCUUCCAGGAGACCACAAACAUGACCUUGCUGGCCCUGUCCAUAUCUGACCUGUGCGGUUUGUUGACUUUGGAAUGGAUGUUUCUAUGUUUCAACCCGACGUUUCUAGAAGCGGGGCUACCGCUUGUGCUCUUUGAGAUCCAGUACAUAACUGGAGGUUACCCACAUAUGUGUUUCUCCCGGAUCACCGGAUUCCUAACCGCUUAUGUCACAUUUGAGAGAUGUCUGUGUAUCACCAGACCUCUAGUGGUUAAAAGAGUUCUCACACCUUCAAGAACGCUUCUCAUCAUAGUCGGCAUAUACCUCUUCAUGAUCGCUAGCGUGGCACGAGCUUUUGAGGUCAACCCAUUGCGGUGGAAGUUCUUCGCCCCUGACAACGCAACAAAGCUGGGAAUCGUUUAUAGCAACGCUAGGGACGAAGUGGAAGCCAUCUUAUUAGUGACCAAUAACUCCUUCGGCUACAUCGCUUUUGGAAUGGUCUCCCUUUGCACCGCGAUUCUUGUCUCGCGAUUGAAAGCGAAUCAGAAAUGGCGAAUCAAAUCCAUAAGCGGGGAUCAUGCCAGGUCGGUGAAGUUUCGGGAUAAGAGGAUGGUGAGGAUAGUGCUCACCAUUUCAGGGAUGUUCAUCACAUUAUCCUUUCCAUUUACCAUCGUCUUCUUAAUGACGACGGCGUAUCCUCAGUUUGGAAGUUGGGGGAGGUACUCCAAUCUGUUCUACACCUGCGCGGCUUGUGUAACAUUCCUGGAAAUAUUAAACAGCAGCUUUACAUUCUUUAUCUAUUAUUCCAUGAGUUCAAAGUUCAGACAAACUGCAAAUUUACUUUGGACUAUAAGGGGUGAAAUACGUGAUUCUAAAUUUCAGGAACUGAGACAGGGCCGGAUAUAA
Biomphalaria glabrata is the source of this 1047-nucleotide messenger RNA. RefSeq lists its product as uncharacterized. Gene Ontology annotation, biological process: neuropeptide signaling pathway. Gene Ontology annotation, molecular function: G protein-coupled peptide receptor activity. Gene Ontology annotation, cellular component: membrane. The transcript has a single exon. Bases 1 to 1047 code for a protein of 348 amino acids. The record is from RefSeq and is a predicted model, not a curated record. NCBI's taxonomy places the organism in Eukaryota, Metazoa, Mollusca, Gastropoda, Planorbidae.